AUGCCGUCUUCUGCCCCCGUCAUACGACCAAAGAAGACUCAACCUGUCAAUGCGCACAAGGAAGACGAGCCAAUCAGCUAUGACAUCAACAUCCCUUAUGUCGAUGUCAACAAGGAGACCCAUGCGCGCACCAGAUACCCCGAAUACCUCCCGACAUGGGACAAGAUCUGGUUCGACCCAUUGACGCCGUUCACUUACGAGGAUCCCGCCCUCCGCGUCAAAGACAAGUCCAAGCGCAACUUGUUGGGCCCCGAUACCAAAGUGACCGAGAUUCAGCCGCGCAUGGGCACCGUUGUUGAAGGUGUACAAUUGAACAAGCUCACAGACGCUGCCAAGGACGAACUGGCCCUGUUGAUUGCGGAGCGCAAAGUCGUCGCCUUCCCCGAGCAAGACCUCAUCGACGCCGGUCCGGAGGCCCAGGAGGCCUUUAUGCGCCACUUCGGCAAGCCCAACUAUCAGCCCGUCUCCGGCAGCGUGCGCGGCCACCCUGGCUUCCAUAUCAUCCAUCGCGAUGGUAACCGUGAAGAGAUCUCGCGUUUCCUGGAACAGCGCACCACCACGACUCUUUGGCACCAGGAUGUUAGCUACGAAAUCCAGCCUCCCGGCUAUGUCAUGCUGGGUCUUCUGGAGGGCCCCGAAGUUGGAGGUGACACUGUCUUCGCUGCGACUGAUAUGGCAUACAAGCGUCUCUCUCCCACGUUCACCUCGUGGCUCGACACUCUGCGCGUCACCCACUCCUCUGCCAAGAUGAUCAAUCACGCUCGUUCAACGGGAGGUCUGGUCCGCAAAGACCCCGUUGACACCACCCACCCUCUUGUCCGCGUCCACCCCGUCACCGGCGAGAAGUGCCUUUUCAUCAACGGUGAAUUCAUCACCCGCAUUCAGGGUCUCAAAGAGCCCGAGCAACGCUGGCUCGUCGACUUCCUCAUGCAGCACAUCAUCGGUGGCCAUGAUUUCCAGGCUCGCGUGAGAUGGCAACCCAGGACGAUCGUCAUGUUUGACAACCGUUGCACUCUGCACUCUGCCAUCGUCGAUUACCUAGACGACGACAAUGGCGCCAAACUCCGCCACAUUUUCCGCCUCACUGCCCUCGGCGAAAAGCCGAUCCCUGUUUACGACCAAUUCGAGUAG
This is a messenger RNA of Aspergillus steynii IBT 23096, 1131 nucleotides long. Its product is annotated as TauD/TfdA dioxygenase family protein. Bases 1 to 1131 code for a protein of 376 amino acids. The record is from RefSeq and is a predicted model, not a curated record. The transcript has 3 exons. Gene Ontology annotation, cellular component: cytoplasm. Gene Ontology annotation, molecular function: 2-oxoglutarate-dependent dioxygenase activity. Lineage: Eukaryota; Fungi; Ascomycota; Eurotiomycetes; Eurotiales; Aspergillaceae.